Molecule: messenger RNA, 747 nt
Organism: Chrysochloris asiatica (Cape golden mole)
Lineage: Eukaryota; Metazoa; Chordata; Mammalia; Afrosoricida; Chrysochloridae
Product: olfactory receptor 491-like
Exons: 1
Biological process (GO): G protein-coupled receptor signaling pathway; sensory perception of smell
Cellular component (GO): membrane
Molecular function (GO): olfactory receptor activity; odorant binding; G protein-coupled receptor activity
Source: RefSeq, a predicted model, not a curated record
AUGGAAGAGAUGGAGUUCGGAAAUGAUACCAUUGUCACAGAGUUCAUCAUUUUGGGGUUAACAGAAGAUCCUACACUUUGUGUCAUCUUAUUUGUGAUAUUUCUAGGAAUAUAUUCCAUCACCCUCAUAGGCAAUAUCAGCAUAAUCAUUUUAAUAAGAAGCUGUUCCCAACUUCACACUCCCAUGUACCUCUUACUCAGCCAUUUGGCUUUUGUGGACAUUGGGUAUUCCACGUCAGUCACACCCAUAAUGCUUACAGGGUUUCUUAGACACAGAACAGUCCUCCUUGUCACUGCCUGUGAAGCCCAGCUCAAUUCCGUGGUCAUGUUUGGGUCAACUGAGUGCUUUCUGCUGGCUGCCAUGGCCUAUGAUCGCUAUGUGGCCAUCUGCUCACCACUGUCCUACUCGACCCACAUGUCCCCCACAAUCUGUAUCCUCUUAGUGGGAGCUUCUUAUGUAGGUGGGUGUAUAAAUGCUUGGACAUUUACUAGUUGCUUAUUGAGUCUGUCCUUCUGUGGACCAGAUCAGAUAGAUCACUUUUUUUGUGAUUUAUCCCCUGUAUUGAAACUUUCCUGCUCAGAUAUCUCCAUCAUUCAAAUUAUUCCUUCCAUCUCUUCUGGAGCCGUCAUUACAUUCACCAUGAGUGUCAUAUCUCUCUCUUAUAUCUACAUCCUCAUCACAAUCCUGAAGAUGCGCUCCACUGAAGGGAGACAUAAGGCCUUUUCCACUUGUACCUCCCACCUCACU